Cotesia congregata is the source of this 522-nucleotide messenger RNA. The record is from the annotation of a GenBank genome assembly. NCBI's taxonomy places the organism in Eukaryota, Metazoa, Arthropoda, Insecta, Hymenoptera, Braconidae.
AUGGCAAUGGCGACUACUCAGGUUAAAGGAAGCGGAUGGCCACGCCGGUCCAGCAACAGCUCCUUCGAGGGCAAGCCUGUGCAAAAUCAAUCUGUAACUAUUCUUAGGACUGUUAAUUUAUAUCCUUUGACAAACUAUACUUUUGGAACGAAAGAGCCGCUGUUUGAGAAAGACCCGUCAGUGCCGGCAAGAUUUCAGCGUAUGCGAGAUGAAUUUGACAAGAUUGGGAUGCGUAGGAGUGUCGAAGGAGUCCUUUUGGUACACGAGCAUGGACUGCCUCAUACUCUGGGGCGUCAGGAUGGUGUCAAACAGGAAUGGGUGAUUGAAGACACUAUUGGAAACUGGUGGAGACCUAAUUUUGAACCGCCUCAGUAUCCUUAUGUUCCACCACAUAUUACUAAACCUAAAGAACACAAAAGAUUAUUUUUAGUUCAGCUUCAAGAGAAAGGUAUUAUAAAUUACCAAGUUUCAUUUGGACUUGCAUACUUAUCAAUAAAUCCAGCUGCAAUAUGUAAAAAAUAA